GGACUAUGUUUGCUUAAACACGUUAAUAUUUCGGUAUUAACCCUUGAUCGUUUCUGCGUGGAUCAAAUAUCCGCCGUUCUAUAGGAUCCGGUGGGGGGUGGGGAGGUCAAGCGUUGACAGAUUUUUGUUUGCGUACGUACUAAAUGGAUGGCCCCUAUUGUAGAGCGUUACAUAUUGACAACAUACUGACUUUUGCGCGUGAUUCUUAUUCUGCAUGUUUAUGAUACGGCGCUACUGCAUUUCGUCGUGCUGGUGAUGAUACAGUACUGUACUCUUGCUAAGAUAGCCGUGGUUGUCCAAUGUAUAUCCUGGUCUCGCCAUGGGAAUGUGGAAUUUCCGCCGUUGCUUCGGGGCCUCCGGCAAAUAUGAGCGCCGAAGCGUGUUCAUGUGAGCGGAGAGACCACCAACUCUCUGACUUUAGUACUCUACCUCAUUGCUGAAAUCGCACAGUUACAGUCCAUUUGUAAUGAGCCACGAUCAAUCAUCCACUGCUGGAUGAAGGCCUCUCCCCAAGCCGUAACCGUCUCACGAUCCUGCGAUGUUAACCAUUCGGCAUCUGCACACAAAGUCGAUUUCAUCGCUGCAUCUCCAAGGUGGUUGUGCUUUGGCUGCCACUCCCUUCAUUAGUUGUUUGGUCCACUCCCGCUACUAUUGUUUGACUAGCGUACGUUCUGUAAUCCACGUCUUCCUCAUUCUGCAUGGCAGUGCAAUUCUAAGCCGUCAAUACUAGUACUUGAUUUCUUGCGGACAAUCCACUUGACGUACACUACUUGCCUACUCCAGGACGUAGUGGCUUUACACUGCAUACUAUACUCGAGUUGUAUGUCAAGAGCAAGCCAAAGUAAAGUGUCUCUUUGCUCAAUUAUGUGAGUUUUAUGUGGCACUCACAUCUGCUGUCAGUCCUGUGCCAGUUUUGGAAAUUCCACAUUCCUAUGGUAGACACCAGACUUUUUUUUAUCAGGAUUACCACUGUUUACUUUCCACAGUGACGGGCAUUAAUAGUUGGAGAAAGCGAAUACUAGAUUGACAUAAAUACAAUUUUGGUACGUUAAAUAAAUGUAUUUAACACCAUUCUGUUCAUAACCUUUAUUUAGCCUGCGUGCCAUUUUCAUUGGUGACAUUGAUGUCACAGCACAGAUUUAAAAACAUUUCCAUUCACAACUAUAAGAGAGCAGUGCAUCGCUUUGUAUCAGCGAAUAAAACCUGGAAGACAUCAAAUAACUACUUUUAAUUGCCUUCAGUGGGCCUCAUCAAUACAAGGUGGCACUUAUAAAAUUCAUCACAUGUCAGCCAAACUGCCUUUUUUGGCCUCAGUGCUGAGAUAUGUAAAAUAAAUUGAACAAAAAUAGCAUUACUUGUGCAGUCGAUUGUGACUAAAACCCUGACCAACUGAAUAAACGUGAGACAAUGAUUGAGCAAUAGGUAGGUAAAUCACGGAAAGGAACCCAGAAUAGUAGUCGUGAUGGCUCAACGCCCUAACUUACUACCGAGCUGAGCCACUCGGCCACUUUACCAGAAAUGGUCUGUUAAGAAGUAAUAAAAUAAUGAUUGAAAAAAUAUAUCGUAUAUGCUUUAUCUUCUCUCCAGACAGAUGGAUUACGAAGAUUUGGAAGAAGCCAUUGAACGUGAGCUACGAUUAAUCAAUGUGCCACUGGAGGAGUUGGAAGGCAAUGAUUCUGAAGAGGACCAAGCUGAAAUUGCUUGCAUUGAACCUGAAGAGGAAGCCCUGCCUGACACAGUGCUCAUGUACAUGGAAAGAGUGAAGAGCAGAGCUGAGGAUGCAGAAGACAUCUACAAUAAGUUGCACGAGGAGGAGCCCUACCUGAACAACUGGGCUCCAGUUUCAUUUAAGUCUCACAUAUUACUUGAGGAAUUAGCCAAGGAAUAUGGUGAAGAUCCUGAGGUCCUAAAGAAAAGGGUUUUGUCGGAAUUGGAGGAAUAUGAACGGCAGAGCUGUGAAGAGGCAUCAGAAGAAUGUGACUCUUCAUUGCCCCCUGCUGCUGGGAAAGAGGACAUUAGUGGCCGCGAAACAGAUGCUGAUGUGUUCCUAAAUAUUAAGGGACAUACCAGUGCCGGGACGGAUUCUAUAGCGGAGACGGCAGGUGCCAGCGAGGAGGCGAAGAGACUCGUGGGAGCCGGUGGCAGAGCCCACGGGCAGCCUGAACACGAGCAGCACCGCCGCGCGAGACAGGAGCAGGACGAGCAGGAAGAGAUGGACUUGCAGCGGCAGCGGCUGCUCCAACAAGCAAAGGUGGAAGAAGUAGAACGUGAAAAUCAAAAGUCAUUUGAAGCGGAAAUGAGAAACUAUGAGGCUGAAAUUGCGCGCUUUCAGGAACAAAUUGAUCAUGAGAAGAAAGAACUUGAGCAGAGGCUUGCGAAAGACAGACAAGAACAACUCGACAGGCAGCAGCCCGCAGCACUCAAGAUCCAGGCCCUAUUCAAAGCCUACAGAACACGGAAAAUAUACGCGCCCUUGAUAGCAGCAAGACGAGAAGAGCUCAGGAAAGAAAAAGAACUUGCUCUCAGAAGGGAAAAGGAGGAGCGGGACAGACGAGAAAGGCUGCAGAGGGAAGAGGAGGAGCGGAAGAGAAAGGAGGAAGAACGGCGACGAAAAGAAGAAGAGGAGAUGAAGCAAAGGCAGGCGGCGGAGAAAAGAAGGCUUGACGAGGCCGAGAGAAGGAGGAUGGAGUAUGAGAGACAGAAGGAGGAAGAGCGGAAGAGGCUGGAAGAAGAGCGCUUGCGAAUAGAGAUGGAGAGAUUGCAGCGAGAAGAAGUGAAAAGGAGGGAAGGCGAACGGCGCAAGUUGGAGGAGGAACAAGAACGGCAGCGAGAAGAGGAAAAGAGAAAACGAGAUGAUGAAGAAGAAGAAGCAGCGAACAGAAGGAAACGAGAAGAAGUAAAGGGAAAACAGGAAGAAAAGAGAAGGAAAAGAGAAGAAAGAAAGCAAAAACAGGACGAGGAAGAGGAGAGGAGGAAACGGGAAGAGGAGGAGGAGAGAAUGCGAGCAAACGAGAAAGAAGAAGAAAUCAAGAAGCUAGAAGGAGAGAAAAUAAAAUGUAAAAAUCACGAACCAGAGCAAAGCAUCUCUGAGGCAGAGCAACUGGAAAGUCCAACGCAAGCAAAGCGGUGCACACCACAAGAAAGUGCGAUGAGCAUUGAUGUGAAGUGCAUGGAUGUGAAGGAAGGAUAUAGAUCAAACAGAGAACAAGUAAUGAAAAAAGGACGGAUAAUUGAUACAACCGCGGUCUUGCAACCUUGCAAGAAGGAUUUGAGCAUUACCCCAGAUGAAGAAGUAACUACAUCCGAGCACAUGGACAUCCCACAACGCAACAUUGAUGGAAAGUUAACUUUAGUUGAACACCAAGGGGAGAUGCAAAGCUACGCUUCUAGCUGGACUCUUUCGGAUGCAGUCGAGGCACGGAGGCUUGCCUGGAUGAAAACCUGCAAGCCUUGGUCGAGAAUUGUGGCGGAGAGCCGAGGUAAAGAUUUACGUAAAAAAAGACCACGAAAGAACUCUGCAGCAAAACAUCUCACCCCACUGUCUGUGGAGCAGAUACUAAAAGGGGGCUUGAGAUCUUCAAUUCACCAGGUCACAACAGUUUGUUUGCAAGACCUGCCUGGCUGCAAUCUGAGCACGCUGGCUCAGUGUCCCAAUCUGCAGUCUUUGAGGCUCAAUCGCUGUGGCCUGUUGGCUCUGGACGGGGUCAACAACUGCAAGGGACUCAGAGUUAUCGACACUCAGGACAACAGCAUUGAGACUGUGAACUGCCAAGACCUAGAAAACCUGGAAGUCCUUCUGCUGUCUCACAACCAUCUCACCUCGAUUCACGGUUUAGAAGGAUGCACCAACCUUACAUUGUUGGAGCUCUCCCACAACAACAUCACAAGGAUAGGCGGUUUGGAGUGGCAGAAGAAGCUGCAGUGGCUGCAUGUGGACCAUAAUCAGCUGGUGAGCACAGCUGGGCUGAGCGAGCUUCCUCGGCUGCUGCACUUGAACUGCUCACACAACCAGCUCUCCUCGCUGGAGGGCAUACGGGACUGCGCAUUGCUCCGCACGGUGCACGCGCGGGGCAACAACCUCACCCAGAUCCCUCCACUACGGAACCAGGUGCUCUUGAGCGAACUGUACCUGGAUGACAACGGCAUCAGCUCCUUGCAGACACUGGGCUCCAGCUGGCUUCCUCACCUCCGCAUACUCUCCUUGUCCCAGAACGGGCUCUCGGAUUUGUGUCCAUUCAAUAUGUUUAUUUCCCUGGAGAAACUCUGCAUCAGUAACAACUGUGUAACUGAUCUUCCAGCUUUAUUGGAGUGUCUGGCCGGCUGCCUAAGCCUGCAUGAGAUAACUCUGGAUGGAAACCCCAUGCAAAACCACUCAGACUGGAGAAUGAGAAUAGAAAAGGUGAGCCCUGCUCUGCGCAUACUGGAUGGCCAGACGGUCAUAAGCGUGGACAAGAGGAGCCAAACUCCACCAGCUUUCUCCAGCCUCUGCCAGGCCCAACUGGAAGAGUUUCAGCACUUGUCCCAAGGGCACAUGACCACAGCACUCGCGCAACUAAAGACCAUGGAGCGGGCACCAAAUGUUGUGGAUGUAAUUUCCAAGCAGCUUUGGGAGGCGUCUAGGCUAGCAGAAGAGCAUCGCUAUGCUCAGGAAUACGGAGAGAUGGUCAGCCUUUCAAUAGAACCCACAGUCGACAAUGUUCAAACUGAAAAUCGCACCUCCAGUGCAAAGCUAUCGCCCGCACAGAGUCAGGAGACGAAUGGUGAGCCUUCCAGCAUUGCAGUGCUCACGCAGCAGCUUUCACCGAAUCUUGAAAACACGUGUCCACCGAAAACAGCAGGCGGUUCAAUCACCGAUGCCCGUCUGCGUGAAACCGGCCCAGGUUUCGCACGCGAUGAAGGUGAAAGCGGAGCUCAUUCCCCGGCCGCUGGGAGAAAUGCGGAUGGGUCAGGUUCACAGCGACGGGAAACGGAGUCCCAAAAGAGUCAACAGAGGGAGCUGUCGCUGCAAGUCGACGGAAGGCAGAGGCAGAGGACCGCAGGCGCUGUUGCUUAUGGCCAGCAGAGGGAAACAAGUGAAGAGGUUUGCGGGCCAGUUUCGAGGCAGCCGAAGGCUUCUGCCACCACUCGGGUGGCUGUGAAAGCCAGCCAUGUUGGCAACUUGCUGGGGAAGGCAAAACAAAGCACUUUGGCCGACUUCGCGGCCACGGCCGUGCAGGCGCACUGGCGGGGCUACCAUCUCCGCCGGGAGCUGCGGCGCCGGCAGGCGGCUGCCUCGCUCAUCCAGGCCUCGUGGAGGGCACGGAGGGUCAGGAGGGCCCUGGCUCAGUGCGCCCUGGCAGCCACGGUCACGGCCACUACACGAUCUCGGCCAGCCACCCUGACUCCCCCCGUGCGUACAUCCCAGCGGGAGGCGGCGGCAACAGCAGGGCAGAGGAGGCAACGUGGAGCCACUGUCAUACAGGCUCAGUGGAGAGGCUUCGCUCUGCGCAGAAAACUGCACCGAGAGCUCCAGGCGGUCAGGGAUGCCACGGUCCUCGACAGCGAUGAGUUUGCUGAAGUCGACAUCGAUAACUUCACGCUCCAAGAGCACGAGUUGGAUAAGGCCUGGCUUCCGGCAGAGACUCCCCCAAUCACUACGAGGAGCCAGCUUUUCCUGUCGAAGCCUCCAGGCAGUGCUGUAGCCAGGGAGGACAGCAGUGGCGUUGCUGUAGCCCGGCAGCCCAGACAAGCAUGGAGGGCUGAAAGGGAGAAUGAUUCGCAUCCCUCUGGAAUAACAGAGGCUUCUUCAAACAACAGUCAGCACCUGAGAGAAGGGAAACAAGAAAAGAUUAGAGAAGAAUGGGGCUUCCGAGAUCCACAGACUGCCUUGCUGAUGCUCAAGCGUGCUCAGAAAAUGAAGUCAAAAAAGGCUGUCGCCCAGAAACAAAUGGACCCGACGGUGAGGCUGGUGCACUUUAAGACGGAGAAGAGCAGGCAGCCACCCGUGCAGCCCACUCGACCCAUGCCUGCGGCCCGCCUCGGAUAUUUCAGCGCCCAAGAGGAGGAGCGUUUGUCGGGACGAGGCUCGCCGGUGGUGGAUGUGAACGAGCAGAAGAUUGAUCACGUGUACAAGUGGCUGCACACACAGGCAGGCGACCGUGGGGUGACCAACACACACUCCGCAAAAGGGGAAUCGCGCUUUUUGCCCGACAUGGACGCGGACGUUCUGAGCGGCGGUCGUGUGCAGCUGGUGGCCAGCUCCAUUGGCCGUGAAGACAGGGACAUGGAGCUCCUGUCGGUGACGGGCAGCGGCAGCAGCAGCAAAGCGUACAGGGCCCCCUCUGCUCACAGCCACUCGCAGUCCCGCGCCGGCCGGACGCGGGGCUUCCGCCAAAGCAGCUUCUCCACGCGACGCAACCUCUCGGCCGACGCCACACGCGACAAGGCUUGGCCCGGGGUGCCGGCUCAGGGCCCCAUGCCGGUCCCAGCCCCGGGCGGUUCAGCCCCAGCGUCUCGCCCGAGACAGCGCAUCUCGUUCCGCGAUGCGCCCGUGCAACUCAGCGGGGGUUGGGGGGGAGGCCGCAAGCACGGCAAGCCCGUGUAGCCUCCCCAAGGCAAACCCUUUGCGAGCCGUCCUGCACACACUACACGCCUAUCGUUGGUUGGAGGGGGCGCGUUCACUGCAGCGACUUCGCCAUCAAUCAGUCUUUAUUUUACGUGCCAAUAUAGCCCUCAAUAAAGUAGGCAUCGGUGUAGAACGAGAACGGUACGGGGGGGGGGGGGGGGGGCACGGAGCAACGGGAAUGAAAAAAGUUAAAUGCAACCGUGCGAAACAAAUAGCACAAGAAAGAUUAUUUGACGAUACUAAAUAAAUAAUAAGUAACGUAAGGUUUUUAUUUUAUUUUACAUUUUACACGUAAAGAGAAGGCAAGUCUGAGUAGAGGCAUCCUGCACAGACCACGGAAUUGAGAGACACCCGGCGCAUUUCGGAUGUCCUGUGGCAGGGAAGCAGGGUGUUCCAGAGUUUUGGGGUUGCGCUCGAGAAGGCAAAUCCCCCCAAAAGGCUCGUCCUCCAGAGGUUCAGUAGAUUAGAGAGGUGCCCAGGUGGAUCAAGGGGGGAGGGGGGGGGACAGGGGACUGAUACCGUUUGAGAGCACUUGAACCAGCACCGCUGAGAUCAUGGGUUUAAAACGUGGGUGCCAGCCACAUGCGUCUACACUGCGCUGGGUUUUCAAGGCGUAGCCAGUCCAUGGUUUCAACCACCUUCAUGAAUAAUGUCAUUAAAAUGUAACAUUAAAGAAUAACAAAUAUGUUACAACAACAAAAAUAUUAAACAUUAAAUUUGGGGGGGG
Petromyzon marinus (sea lamprey) is the source of this 7331-nucleotide messenger RNA. NCBI's taxonomy places the organism in Eukaryota, Metazoa, Chordata, Hyperoartia, Petromyzontiformes, Petromyzontidae. The record is from RefSeq and is a predicted model, not a curated record.